AUGGCCGACGCCUCAUCAAAGACCACUCCGCUCUUAUGCAAAAAGCAGCCUCCCCUGCUACUCAGCAAUACCCAAGAGCUCACCGCGGACAAAAACAUUGCUCGCCGGAACGUUGCAUCUAGCAAUGUUCUCUCAGGGUGGACCAUCUCUACCGGAGAGCCAGACGGCGACAAGGCCAAGUUAAAGAUGCAACUCAACAACAUGGGUGCCACAUCGAGCUCGAUGGUUGCGAGAGAGACGUCCUCUGCAUGCGAUGAGUUUCUGCUUCCAUGCCCUGACUCACUCUACAAGGAUACAAUUAGCAGUCCAGACCAGUUCAUGUUCGGGGGUUUAAGGAGCUCUUCAUGGAUGAUUUGGAUGUAUUGA
Messenger RNA from Clonostachys rhizophaga, 366 nucleotides. Lineage: Eukaryota; Fungi; Ascomycota; Sordariomycetes; Hypocreales; Bionectriaceae. The record is from the annotation of a GenBank genome assembly.